AGGGGAUUUAAAUAAGCAAAUUUGUACAAAUCUAUUGAACGUAGCUAAGGUUUUAAAAUUCAUUGUUUUGCCAUUGGGUUUAAAAAGAACUAUUGGCGCAGCUACCGGGGAUUGUGAUCGAAUUUUAAUUCCAUCUUUCACAUGUAUAACAGUCCUUGGGAACUUCGAUUAAUCUUAGAGUUAACACUAUAACCAGAAGAACAACCUAUUUUUAUGCAAUAUAUGAACAAUGGAAUCGAAUUAGGAUUAGUUCAGCCAUGAAUGGAUUAGCUAUAGAAGACGGUCCAGUAAACCCCUUCAGACUACGUCAUUUAGAUGACGUAAUCGACCAGGACGAGACCGAUGAGGUCCGACGAGAGAUGGAAGUACCUCUUCGGUAUAAAGACCUGAUGGAUACAGAACGAUCUCAUACUAAACAGAUAUUGUUUGGUGGGAUUCCAGCAGAAGAUAUCCCACACAUUAGGUCUAAGGAGAUCAAAAUAUACAUCUGCUCUGCGGGAACAGAUUCGGAGGUUGAAAGAGAUGCUUUCGUUGAGGAUGUGUACCCUGCUCUGAGAAACUACUGUAAAGAAACACAUGGGCUAGAUUUCCAUGCAAUUGAUAUGAGGUGGGGUAUGGACUAUUCAGAAAAUGGAUGGCCUUCUACAGAAACAUGUCUAAAGGAGCUCCGACACUGUCAAACACAUUCUUUGGGCCCAUGUAUUGUGGCAAUAUUAGGACAGAAAUAUAAACGAUUUACACCACCAGAAACAAUAGAGGAAGAAGAAUUUGAGCUGCUGAAGGAGUCGUUGAUGGAAGAGGAAAACAUCGCGUUAUUAGACGUGAUCUAUGAAAAGGAUACAAACACAAAUCCAGCAGUGUAUCGACUUCAACGUCCUAGUACCGACAAAGAUCCAUCGUUAAAAAUGUGGAAAGAUACACAGAAAACUGUUCAGGAAAUAUUGGAAGACGCUGCGAGAACGUGUUUGGAAAGUAACAAAAUUAGCAAGGAAAAGUUUCUGAAAUAUACAUCUAGUGAAAUUCACCAGGAAAUCCAGCAAGGCAUUCUGAAUCAAUCAGACAGAGACGAUAAAUGCUUGUUUUUUAGUAGGCUUGUGUCAAAUAUGGAUGAUUUGUUGACGUCUUCAAAAAGACAGAAAUUCUUAGAUAUUCUUCCUUGCAAUAACGAACAGGAUAUAAACGCCGAAAUUGCUGCCAAUUCACUUAGAAAAGAAGUUCUGGGAAAUCUAGAUACAAAUAACUGCAGUGAAAAUUUUGUUGAAUUUAGUACGAAUGGGAUACACUACAAAAACGUAGAUGAAUAUACACAAAAUGUAUGUCGAUAUUUGCACAGUUCAGUCAAAAAAUUAAUAGAUUAUGCCGUUAAAAAUCAAAAUACCCUCCACAGUGACAAUUUAUACCGAGAAGUUGUUCAACAUUGGCAUGCGUCCUUAAAUUCCUCACAGCCUUUCGUAGGCAGAGACAAUAUUCUUAGCAAGGUUAAAGAAUAUCUUCUUUCUGAAACUGAUCAGCCAUUAGUAAUAACAGGUGAGUCAGGCUCAGGAAAAUCAGCGAUUAUUGCAAAGAUUGCAUCAGAUGUAAAUAUAGCAAUAAAGAAUGACGAUCUUGCAAUGAGAACAGCUUUGGUGUUCCGGUUCGUAGGUCAAACACAAAAUGCCGUUACUGCACAGGAGCUGCUUUAUUCAUUGUGUAACCAACUUGCCUUUGUAAUGGGCAAGUAUCGUCAUGAUGUGCCAAAAGACUUCAAAGCAUUAAAACUUUAUUUUAUUGAAAUGGUUCAAAGAGGAGAAUUUGGUGGGAUGCUUAUAAUUCUAAUCGAUUCUCUUGACUUGUUGUCAACGUUUGAAAAUGGACACAAGUUAGAAUGGCUUCCAUCAAGAGUUGCAGUUAAUGUAAAAAUUGUAGUUUCGGUAAAUUCUGAAUGUAAGGAAUGCUUGACAAGACUCGUACACAAAUGCCCAGACAACAUCGUAGAUAUUACACCAUUAUCAAAUACGGAUUGUGAAAAUGUCAUGAAAGUGAUGAUGAACAAAGAACGGCGAAGUGUCUCUUAUGACCAGUGGAAGCUAGUUCAAAAUGCAUUCCAAAACUGUACACUACCAUUAUUUGUUAAAAUAGUUUUCGAUGAAGUUUCCUUAUGGCAUUCGUAUGAUGAUACGGAAACUCAAAUUCUUGGAAACAGCGUUGACGACGUUAUUGAUAAUAUUUUUUACAGAGCAGAAAGAAAAUUCGGAAAACAUAUUUUGUCCGGAGUCCUCGGAUAUUUAACUGCCUCAAGAGACGGUUUAUCAGAAUCCGAACUGGUUGAUAUUCUAUCGACCGAUGAAGACAAUUUGAAUCACGUGUUCUGUAGUUGGCAUCCGAAAGUAAGGCGUUAUCCGGCUUAUCUGGUAAGUGUUAUACGACAGUAUUUUGAACCUUACCUACUAGAAAAAGAAAGCGACAGUAUUCGUGUUCUAUGUUGGAAAUAUCCUUGCUUCAAGAAAGUAGCACAUGGUCGUUACGUUACAAAUGAAGAAGAGAAGCUGCAUUCCACCAUCGCAGAUUAUUUCCUAGGCAAAUGGGGAGGAUCUUCUAGGAAACCUUGUACAUAUCCAUCAAAACUGAUGGCAAAAAAGAAGAUGAUCAAUUCAGAGGAUAAAGCUUGUCGGCUCCUUCCUACUCAGCACAAUUUUUACGGCGAGUCAGAGGUGCGAGGACUAUAUAAUAAACGAAAAAUGACAGAACUACCAUUUAGCUUAAUGUGUAGUGGGCGACAUGGGGAUUUACGGUCAGAAACAUUUUGCAACUUUCAUUAUAUUUAUUAUCGCCUGAAAGCAUCAUCAUUAGAACACUUACUUGCCGACUUCGAUAUGUUUCAUGACAGAGAGACGACGUUAGUGGCUGAUGCUUUACGCAUGUCAGGAGCUGCCUUACAAGCAGAUGUUGACUCGUUGGGGGUCGAGUUAACCGGUCGUUUGCUUCCACAUGCUAGACGUUUCAAUUACAUAAGAGAACUUAUACACCAGUGCGAUUUAGCAGCACAAGCUCAUUGUCCACUUGUUCCGAACUGCCAAAUAUACAGUGCUCCUGGUGGACCUUUACAGUACGAAUGUGAUGUAGGUGGAAACGUAUUCUGCCCUAUUGAUAUUGAUGUAUUCAAUAGCCCAGAUGGUAUUUUAUUAACAGCAAAGCCUCAUUUUAGUUCACGAGUCAGGGUUUGGGAAUUAUCAAGAGGCGAUUCGAGGCCGGAUAUGAUGAUGCCUCUUGGAGAAAUACAUCCAACUCGUGACGGACGAUUUCUCAACAUAAUUCAGAAUGACCAAAUGAUAAAAAUAUAUCGAUCAGAUUGUGGUGAACUGCAUGGUGAAAUCGUAUAUGGGCAUGGACGUGUUUCAGAUAUAGAAGUUUCAAAUAAAUAUAUCACAUUUUGUGUAGAAAAAGGCACCGGGCCAUACAUAAUAGACGUAGACGCAAAGUCAGUUCUGCAUCGUUUCAGCUUUCAUGCACAUGCCGUUGCGGUAAGUCCAGACGAGACCUACGUAGCAUUUAAUUCUGAGAAGAAUAUUCUGCUUUAUCAAAUGCCAUUGAUGGAGCGCAAAUGUAUGGCGCAAGCAUCGGAUGUUCCGCAAGAUAUCAUAUUCAGUAACAACAAACCAAAAUGUUUCAUUUUUACCAAGUCUAAAAUCGUCGAAUCAAUUGAGUUUGACGUUGUCAGUCGCAAAUUCACAUGUAAGUUCAUAUUCAGCGACCUUGAACUACGACAGUGUGUCAUUUCAAAUACACAAAAAUAUCUGCUUUGUCGAAGUGCAAAAUGUCUUCAUUUGGUGUAUACGCAUGACAAUAAACUAUUACGGAAGUUCGAUAAACUACCGGAGGACGUUAUAGUAGAACAAUCAUCUAAUUUCACAGGAGCAGAGUUUACACCGGAAGAUAGGUAUAUUGUGGCAUCAAGAUAUACGUUUCUGGCCGUUUGGGAUACUGUUACGGGUGAUCCUUUGAGAGUACUUCAGUCUUCUGUAUCACCAAUUCUAAGAGUAUACACUUCCAAUGCUGUAAACAAAGUAGUGACUUUACUGGCCGAUAAUUCAUUUCAAGUUUGGAAUCUAGAAAAUAUAGAUUCAAAUAUACUGCAUUCAAAUAACAUCUUUCCAGGAAACGUUUUCGGAGCACAACUGUCCACCGUCAGUCAGAAGAUAGUGGCAUUUGAGGGAAGAGUUCCAGAGGCAAAGGUACUGAGUUUACGAAAUGGUCAAGUAACGGACAUCCUUCAGCAUAGUCAUAAUACGGACGACAAGGUCAGACAAGUCAUCUUGUCACCAAAUGGGCGAUUUGCAGUAACUCGUGGCCAGAGAGCAGAAGAUAUGACUGAAGGUUCUACAGUUUGGCGGGUACUUCGUGAUGAUGUAGUUUGGGAUUUAGAAGCUAGUAAAAGAACCCAUUACUCUGGUAACAAUCGGUUUGUGAAUUUCACUAAAGACAGUGAAUAUGCAGUCUUUAUCUCACUAGUAAAUUAUUCACGUUAUGACUGGAGUGACAAUACAUAUGCUCUCUCUGUUGUUCAGGCAGAAAAUGGCAUUACUAGGACUGUACCUUUCCCGCCAUGUACAGAAUUCGUUUCACCUCCGUGUAUCGUUCUAUGUGGGAGCACAAAUUAUUUUACAGCAAUCGUCCAAAUCUGUAAUAAAACUCAUGACCCAAAAUCAAAGAAAGAACGAUCAAGACAUUAUGAGGUACAGCUGUUGUUGGAGGAUAUAUCUGGAACGGAAGAGGAAACCACUUUUCUGAAGAUUCAAAAUGUUUUGGAAGAAGCAGAAGAAGAUUGCCAAUUCUUAGAUGUCAAAACGAACUUGAAAAACCAAUUGGUUCUUAUGUAUGCAAAAGGGGUUGACCAAUAUGUUUUUGAAAUGGAGAAGGGCCUUGUUCGUCCAUCAUACAUUCAAAAGGGCCUAAUGGUAUACGAUUUCAAGAACAAAGGAAUCCUUAAACACAUUCCGGAGUUUCUUUUGCCAUCGUCCGACAUCAACACCUUAACUUUAUCUCGCAAUUCAAUGAUCAUAAUGGACCAAAACCGAUAUGUUUUCAAUAUAGUUAACCCGAAGUCUGUUAUACCCAUCGAUAAGCAAUUUGGCAUUGGUACUCCAAAAUUCGUUUUAGAUGGGCGUUUCAUUGUUGGUCUUACUCCAAAUUUUAGGGAAGUAAUUGUAGUGCGAACAUGCGACGGAAUUGUCAAAGGUCAUAUGUUUGUACAUGGCUGUGCCACUUGUGUAUCGGUAGGAGCAGACGACCGAACAGUUGUCGUUGGUUGUGAGGAUGGCCGUGUAAUGAUUCUCACUAUAAUUCUAGAACUUUGUGAUCCAGUCAGGGAAAUAAUACAAUCGUUUCCAAGCAGGCAGAUUAAACCAGAAAAAGAACCAGAUUCAAUGAGAUUAAUCAAGAAAGACAUAAGACACAUGAUGUGCCGAACACCAGAUCACGCGAGACUUUCUGCGAGAUUACAGACUAGUGCUAUCGAAGAAAACCGCAGACCGCCAUCUCACCGAAUAAUAUCAACCGGUGUCACAAUGACACAGAAUAUCAAACGUUCGCGUUCGGAAGUGUGUUCUGUGCAAUGACACUCUGUAUCUAAAUAUGACAUAAUGUCGUAGGUACUUGCAGACUAGAUUCCACUCAACCUUUUUUUUUAGUAGAGAGUGCAAUCAGUAAAUAUCAAAUUAAUUAAGUUGCAAUAAGUUAAAAUUGUCUAAAAUGUCUAUACAUAUCAUUAUUUCGUUAAUCAUAGUAAAUUGUUAAAAUAAUUUUUCCACUUAGGAUAUGGGAUUUCUCAGUAAAAUUUGAUAAGUUUUUGCGGAGUAAAACUUCGCAACAUCUGGGACCAAACCUAUUCGUAGGGUUUUAUUUUCGCGUAAUUCUAUUUCCUUUAAGAUCAAAUAUAAUAGAGGGGAUAUUUUCGCAAUUUUAUUUUACUCGCGAAAAAAUAAAUCUGUCCCGAAAAUUUCCCUGUUCAAAGUAUAUGAGUUAGAAAAUUUACUCUUUACUGCCUAUGCAAAAGAAGGUCUGCUUUAUGCAUAAUUAUAAUUUUAUGCAUACAUAAUCAAAGAGUUCAAUAUUAUUUUUUCGGGUAUAUUUGUGUUUUGUUUUGUUUUAAUUUAUUAUCCUGGAGAGCUUGUGUUUACUAUAUCUCGAAUAAUUCUGUGUUCUGAUGCGCCAAACUAUUGAUAAUAUUUCAUCAUUGUGAUAACAUAUGCAAGUGUAAAAAUGUUAAUUUAUUGUAGUCUCGUAUUUGUAAAGACUUUCAAAUGUUAUUUUUAUUUCAAUAUUAAUUUGUAUUUUAAAGAUAUAAUAUAUAUUUAGUUCUA
This is a messenger RNA of Mytilus californianus (California mussel), 6338 nucleotides long. Its product is annotated as NACHT and WD repeat domain-containing protein 2-like. NCBI's taxonomy places the organism in Eukaryota, Metazoa, Mollusca, Bivalvia, Mytilida, Mytilidae. The transcript has 7 exons. The coding region runs from base 258 to 5594 and encodes 1778 amino acids. The record is from RefSeq and is a predicted model, not a curated record. Gene Ontology annotation, molecular function: protein binding.